UGGUAAAAUAAUUGUCUACCUAUCUCCUCAUAGACGUGCCCAUUUUACUCCGAAGCCAAACCGCCAGACCGGCUACCGGGUAGAAUUUCGGUUUUUGCAAUUGAAGCGUGGAAGCAAUGGAGACUACAGAAAUGGAGGCGGAGCCUCAGGCUGUAGAAGAACAACCACCACCAAAUGACCUGCCUCCCGAUGACUUGCCCCUGAAUGACCAGCCUCUGGAGGACCAGCCUCUGGAUGACCAGCCUCUGGAGGACCAGCCUCUGGAUGACCUGCCUCUGAAUGAUCAGCCUCCCGAUUACCUUCCUUCGAAUGAUCUGCCUCCGAAUGAUCUGCCUCCAAAUGAUCAGCCUCCGAAUGAUCUGCCUCCAAAUGAUCAGCCUCCGAAUAACCAGCCUUCAAAAAACCAACAACCAAAUCCUAAUCCAAACCCAAAGAAAAAGAAAAAGAAAAAGCAGCCACUGCACUCUGCUGACAUAGUGUUCUCCAAAGGCAAUUCUUUCCACACGCUGCCCUCUCUGAGCAAGCUGUUGAAGACCGUCCCCGACACCAUCGUUGGUCUUCAGUAUGUCUGGGAGUACCGCAGCCCGAGUAAAAGCAUCCAGCCGCACUACCAGUGCAAACUGUGCGCCCUGUCGCGCGUGCAGCACGACAUGGUGGAUCACGUCAAAGGCUGGAAACACAGCUUCAGAUACCUGAAAAAGGCUCACCCUGACAAGGCCACCUGGGAGGAGGAAGAAGGCGUCAAAGACCCCGUGGUCCGAAGGGCAGUCAAGGCGGCUGCUGCCGAGGUGGAGAAGGCAGAGGGGCGCGGACAAAUUCGGGUGAUCCUGAAGGAGCCACAUCUGGUGCCUGCCUUUAAAGGACUCCGUUCUGCUACUCCUAAAGCUGCGCCCCCACCAGGUCAGGCGAUGGGACCUAUGGGUCCCCCAUUCGGUCCGAGGUUCCAGGACAGGAGGUUCCAAGGAGAGUUCCCCUCUGGAGACGGACCAGGUUAUGGGGGCUAUAUGUCAGGACCGGCUUUUCCUGACAGAGCCAUGAACCGCGGGCCUUUCUCAGACGGUAUGGGCCCCAGACGAGAUGGAUAUGGAAGGGGUGCACCGAUGGGUGAAAGCCACAACACGGGGUAUACUGAGGGGUUCCAGGGCGGUUUCAGGGAUCGACCAAUGAGCAAGCCAAUGGACCGGCCCGGCUUAAUGGAAGCAGGCCCGGAGAGUAACAGCAUCCCUGCUGUGCUUAAGCACCUGGACUCGUUCCGAAUAGAGAAUGAGAAUGACGCACAGCUGGUCCUGAAAGUGACGCAGAAACUCACAGACGUGCUGAUGGAGUACAGGCUGAGGAGCAUCCCGUCGGCGCAGACUUUCAUGAGGUCCACGGACUUUCCCAGCCCCUCUCCAACGUCGCAGGCCACCAACAACCGAUAUUCAAGUAAUAUCUCGGGUCCGCCCAGAUAUCCUGAUGGUCCGCAGAGGUUUUUCAAAUGACCAGAAGGUGGCGCCUCACUCCGCUCAUCCAUCCUUCACAGAUGAACAGUCAUGUCAAUGAGUCGUUUUUUUUCCCCCCUGUGUGUACAUACAUGUUCCUAGAUUAAUGUUUUUCCUCAAUGAAGCUGGUUUUCCCAUUGUCGUUGCUUUUGCUUUUUUUUUUUUUCUACUUCCUCAGAGCACGACAGGUUUUAGUUGAUAAAUUGUAACUGUCCCCCUUUUUCCAGAUGUAAUAAAAAUCCUGUUGACGUAAUUGCAAUAAAAGCAGUUUUCACGA
Messenger RNA from Fundulus heteroclitus (mummichog), 1758 nucleotides. Its product is annotated as bromodomain-containing protein 4. The record is from RefSeq and is a predicted model, not a curated record. NCBI's taxonomy places the organism in Eukaryota, Metazoa, Chordata, Actinopteri, Cyprinodontiformes, Fundulidae. Gene Ontology annotation, cellular component: precatalytic spliceosome. Bases 117 to 1481 code for a protein of 454 amino acids. The transcript has 12 exons. Gene Ontology annotation, molecular function: single-stranded RNA binding; double-stranded RNA binding.